UCUUCAACUCCCCGGCCCAAAGCAAACCCACCACAGACUUCUAAAAAAGCAUUAAACAAAGUAAAACGAAAAACCCUAAACGCAAGGACCAGGGUGUCGUCGAUUCAUCCAAUUUGCAGCUGUUUCCUCUCCUUCAAAGUCCAGAGAUUUUAUUGGAGGUCUUGUAGUUUCAUCUUUCGGGCUGCGCAUUGAUUGGAAUUCCGAGGUCCUUGUUAGGUUCCGGGUCCUACGUCUUUCGCGAGUCGGCAGCUUUCAUGAACCAGCAUUUUGUUGUGAACAGUGCUAUAGUAUUCAAGCUUCGGUCGAUCUCAGCUCUCUUGAAUAAAAGGAGGGAUUUCAUAUUAGUUAUGCGAGUUAGAAUUUACAUUUCAUUCAUUCCAUGAAGUGUAGAGAUUGGAAGCAAAUAUCGGACACACAAUCUGAGAGACCUAGCAGAAUACCUGGAUGUAAACGGGCAAGGAUUGUGAUUGAGAACAUAUGGGAAGAUAGAGCAGAGCCCAGUGAUGGCGUGGGGCUGCAGAUGACUCUCUUAUUCUUCUCUAGCCGUACCUACAGGUUUCGAGCCUCCAAUUUCUCCAUUGCCCAGUUUUAUAGCCUUGCAGACGGAGUAUCACGCGCUCGACCUUUUUGUGAUAGAGAGGUAUUACGAAACCCGGAGACUUGGCUAGUGAAGGUUGUCUGCACUCUCUUUUUUCGAUCGAUUUCCCUGAAUGCUUGUUUUGGUUAUCUAAGUAGAAACUUGAACCCUUCAAUCGCUUUCGAGGUUAUUAAGCGGUUUAGAGAUCCCUUACUGGGUUUGAAGUUUUUUGAGUUUAGUAGAACCCACCUGAGCAUUAAACAUACUUUUAAUACUUAUGAUUUGCUUGUGAGGAAUCUCUGUCAAAUGGGUCUCAACGAUUCUGCAAAAAUUGUGUUUGAUUGCAUGAGGAGUGAUGGGAUUUUGCCGGAUAGUUCCAUUGUAGAACUCAUGGUGUCUUCAUACGCUCAAAUGGGAAAGUUAGAUUCUGCCAAAAAUUUUCUUAAUGAGGUUCACCGUUAUGGUAUUAAAGUUAGUCCUUUUGUAUACAAUAACUUGUUGAAUAUGUUGGUCAAGCAGAACCUAGUAGAUGAAGCUGUCUUACUAUUCAGGGAGCACUUGGAACCAUAUCUUGUUCCAGAUGUUUACAGCUUCAAUAUUCUAAUUAGAGGAUUGUGCAGAAUUGGAAAAAUUGAUAAGGCUUUUGAGUUUUUCCAAAAUAUGGGAAAUUUUGGUUGCUUUCCUGACAUUGUUUCAUAUAAUACGCUUAUAAAUGGGUUUUGUAGGGUUAAUGAGAUUAGUAAAGGGCAUGAUUUGCUAAAAGAAGUUCUGUCAAUAAAAGGGGUUUCACCAGAUGUUGUAACCUACACAUCACUUAUAUCAGGCUAUUGCAAAUUGGGUGAUAUGAAGGCAGCUUCUGACCUUUUUGACGAGAUGGUUAGUUCUGGAAUCAAACCCAACGACUUCACUUUCAAUGUCCUCAUUGAUGGUUUUGGUAAGGUUGGAAACAUGAGAUCUGCUUUAGUCAUGUAUGAGAAAAUGCUUCUUCUUGGCUGUCCACCAGACGUGGUUACAGUCACUUCCUUGAUCGAUGGCUAUUGUCGGGCAGGUGAAGUGAAUCAAGGUUUGAAGCUCUGGGAGGAGAUGAAAGUAAGAAACCUGUCUCCAAAUGUGUAUACUUAUGCUGUUCUCAUCAAUGCUCUCUGUAAGGAAAAUAGAAUACAGGAGGCGAGAAGUUUUCUGAGGCACUUGAAAGUGAGUGAGGUUGUUCCCAAACCAUUUAUUUAUAAUCCUGUGAUUGAUGGGUUUUGCAAGGCUGGAAAGGUGGAUGAAGCAAAUGUUAUAGUUGCUGAGAUGCAGGAGAAGAAAUGCAGGCCAGAUAAAAUAACAUUUACCAUUCUCAUUAUUGGCAACUGUAUGAAAGGGAGGAUGGUGGAAGCAAUUAGCACUUUUUAUAAGAUGUUGGAAGUCAACUGUAUUCCAGAUGAAAUAACUAUUAAUUCUUUGAUAUCUUGCCUUCUGAAGGCUGGAAUGCCUAAUGAAGCCUCUCAAAUCAAACAAGCUGCUGUAGAGAACCUGAACUUGGGUUUGUUAUCGUUAGGAAGCCCACUUACAAAAAAAUCUUCAUGUGUGCCAGUUGCUGUUUGAUGAGGUCCAUUGUGGAAGUGGACUGAGAAUUUUUGGCCUGCAACAACUGGGAAAUGUGCUCCUGUUCCGUGCCAUAUCACAAAGUAAGCGAGUGAAGGAUGAGACAAGUUGACUACUAAUAGACGGUUAGGACAUUUACACCGACUCUAGUUUCUUAAGGCUGAAUGGCACCAAUGGUAGUACUACCAACUGUGCAUGUUCAACUUAGGAUGCUUUUUUUCCCCUCCUUUCUGUGUAUGUGGGUGCGGGGUGGGGUGGGGUGGGGUGGGGAUAGAAACGUCCUCCCGAAAUUUUUUAUCAAUAUUUCAUAGAUUUUUUAGUGUUCGAGUUCUCAUUCUAAAAGGGUUUAAAGCUCUCUGUCUGAAUCCAAUGACAAUGGUCGCCAUAUGAUUUCUUUGAACAUGCUGAUCAUAGGCAAAACUUGGAAUUCUGAAUGAAAAAUAAUCGAAGAGAGGUGCGCUGAAGCCGAUAAGGCAUUAUUCUUCGGCGGAUUUGCGCUUGUUCUCACACGGGAUUAUUUUUAUCAUUGUUGGUGAUUCUGGCAAAGUUUAGUAGGUUAGUUACUUGAAGAAAUGCAGAUGACCUUAGACCAUCUUGUGGUUUAAGAGAGAGGAAAUCAGCGUUGGGAUAGGCAUAGGUUUUUGGUCAUUUCCUUUCGCCUUUAAUAAUUAUAUAAAAUAAAUGUAAGGAUUAUUAUAUAUCUCGAGUUGACUUGAUUCAGCUUGACCGGAAUACUCUUAUUUUAUGUAAACCUGAAUUAUAUA
Benincasa hispida (wax gourd) is the source of this 2928-nucleotide messenger RNA. Its product is annotated as Pentatricopeptide repeat (PPR) superfamily protein. The record is from RefSeq and is a predicted model, not a curated record. NCBI's taxonomy places the organism in Eukaryota, Viridiplantae, Streptophyta, Magnoliopsida, Cucurbitales, Cucurbitaceae. Gene Ontology annotation, molecular function: protein binding.